Messenger RNA from Papilio polytes (common Mormon), 3170 nucleotides. It is a transcript of the gene Vlg, whose product is annotated as ATP-dependent RNA helicase vasa, isoform A-like. Gene Ontology annotation, cellular component: P granule; nucleus. The transcript has 13 exons. The record is from RefSeq and is a predicted model, not a curated record. NCBI's taxonomy places the organism in Eukaryota, Metazoa, Arthropoda, Insecta, Lepidoptera, Papilionidae. Gene Ontology annotation, molecular function: RNA binding; ATP binding; RNA helicase activity. Gene Ontology annotation, biological process: gamete generation; cell differentiation. The coding region runs from base 128 to 1420 and encodes 430 amino acids.
UUUAGAUUUUAGCCGCCAUCAGCCGCCAUUUACAUUCUGUCGUCGGUUGUUAAAUGUCUUUGUUCGCAUUUUUUUCAAAAGUCCAUAUUUAGUACAUUAAACCAGAUAAAUAUUAAAUAUAUCAAUAAUGGAUGACGAAUGGGAUGAUUCUCCUGCAAUUGUAUUACCACCGCCGGUAGCUAACAAUGGCUACUGUGAAGAUAAAGUGGAUGAAGGUCACAGUUUAUCCAGGGGCAGAGGCUUUCAGUCAUUUAAUGACAAUGAUUAUUCAAAGGACACUGACAAUGGGUUUGGGGAAAGAAGAGGCCGCGGAGGCGGCAGAGGUCGUGGCGGUCGUGGCGGCAGGGGAGGUACCCGGGAACCCAGAAAUUUUGACUCAAAUGGAGAUUUCAAUGACGAGGACAGGGGUGAGAGGGGUGAUCGUGGAAGGGGAAGAGGUAGGGGCAGGGGAGGAGGUGGCAGAGGUGGAAGACACAAUGAUGGUGGUGAGGACAAUGAAGCGGGAGGUGAUGAUGAAAUGAAGAAGCCGCCAGUAACCUAUGUGCCUCCGGAACCCACAGACAAUGAACAAGAAAUGUUUAGCAGUACCAUUAGCUCUGGCAUAAAUUUUGAUAAGUUUGAUCGUAUUGCUGUUAAAGUGAGUGGUGAAAAUCCUCCACGACCGAUAGAAAGCUUUGAAUCUGCAAACUUAAGGAAGUCAGUGUUGGAAAAUAUAGCAAGAUCGGGAUACAGAAAGCCUACGCCUAUACAAAAGCACGCCAUUCCGAUUGUAACAGAGGGCCGAGAUCUUAUGGGCUGUGCACAGACUGGAUCUGGAAAAACUGCAGCUUUCCUUGUUCCUAUAAUAAAUAAGAUACUCGAAGAGGGGGCACCAUUAACUGUGAGCCCUAAUGCUCAACCACAGGUUAUUAUAGUUUCACCUACAAGGGAAUUAACACUACAAAUAUUUAAUGAAGCAAGGAAGUUCUCGUAUGGUUCUGUGGUGAAGGUUGCCGUGGCAUACGGAGGUACAGCCGUCCGUCACCAGAGUGAUAACAUUUCUCGCGGCUGCCACAUCCUGGUGGCGACACUGGUCGCCACCGCCGUCGCUGCCAGGGGACUGGAUAUCAAAAACGUGGACAUCGUGGUCAACUACGAUCUACCAAAGAGCAUAGACGAGUACGUGCACAGAAUCGGUCGUACUGGCCGCGUCGGCAACAGGGGCAUGGCCGUCUCCUUCUUUGAUGCUGACAAUGACGUGGCGCUGAUGGCGGACCUGGCGAAGAUCCUGCGGCAGGGGGGGCAGCCCGUGCCCGACUUCCUGCAGGGCGGCGGCACCGCCACCUACAGCGGCAACAAGUACGGCGGCAGCGACGUCCGGAACUUUGGUAAGGCGCCUUCCAACAUCGUCCAAGGCCAGGAGCCCGAAGAGGAGUGGUAAAUAAUUGUUAAAUAUAUAACAAGAUUGCCAAAAGGCGAAAGGCUGCUAGUGCAACUAAUGAUGCAUGUAUGUCAUUGGUGCUUCACUCCUAGAGUUCUGCCUACCCCACUAGGACAUACCGAAUAUGACCUAAAGACUGCAAAUUGACAAGUAUUGUAGUUAAGUGAUUUUUUAAGACUUGUGUACAAAUACGAUCCUCACUGACUUUAACAGUAAUAUAAGAUAAGGGAUGAUUGGUGUAAAAUCGAUUUAAAUACGGCAAAAAAAAAAUCGUUUACAAAAUCGAUGUUUAACACUUUGUUUUUUUUUUACACUAAAACUAUAUUUUAUGUUUGAUCAUCGAUCAUCCUUUUUACAAACGUAAAAUGUAAUACAUACAUCAUUUCGUUGUACUUUUAAGUUGUUUUAAGUUCUUUUUUUGUUGCUUAUUGAAGCUGUUUUUGUUUUUUUUUUAUAUGUUUUCCUAAUGUACAAAUUAAAGUUUAAAUUUGCUAUAAGAGCAUCACUGAAGCAUCUUAUUUUGUAAGGGUCUGUGAUGUGUAGAUUAAAAGUUGCUCAGUUAAAAUUUUAAUAAUAGUUAUUAUUAUGCAAUAAUUUUAUGUCAUUGUUAUAAAGCUAACACAAAUUAGACAGCGCCGUACAAAGACAGUUGUUGAUUGACAGAUAAAUUGAACCACUUGAAACUUUAUGGGCCCGGGUUUUGAUUUCUUAGUACAAAAAUGUUAUACGUCUUUUCUAUGAUUAAUCGAUAAGACUGUCAUUUCUUGAUUUUUUUCAUAGUCGCAGUCCAUUUGUACAUUAUCUAAGUGCAUGUCCAUAUUAUGGUCUAACAUCGCAAAUUUAAGUACUUAGUUUAAAGAAAUUUAUUUUCGAUAUCGACAACUUCUUCGUACGGCCUAAGAACAAUAUUGCAGGUCCAAUAUUUUACUUGUACUUUUACUUAGUUAUAAGUUGAUUGACAAAUACUUAGUUAUUGUUAUUGUUUUGUUUAGAAUCUCUUUUUGUUUAGGCAUAACAUGUCUAUUAGAAAUUUAUAGUUUUGGUGUCUAUGAAAGAUUAAUAGCACAAAAUGGUGGAACCAUUGUUUAAAUUAGAGAAUAUUGCCAGUUAGUUGGUUAUAUAUUGUACUUCAUUACCAGUGGUUGCUGUUAUUUCAUAAAUAUAUUCAUAUGUCUAUGUAAACAGUUCGAUUAUGAACCUUAAGUCUAAGAAGUUUAGGUUCUAUUUCGGUUUAAAAUAUGUUUCUCUAAAGAGGCAAGAGCAGUGAACGCUGAAAUAAUUUUGAACGUUUUGAGCAUUUAAAUUACUAAUAACGUACAUAAACAAUUAUUGUUAAUUAUUGGUAGUUGUAAAACAAAACUAUGGUCAUGUUUUCCUUCACUAAAAACAUUUGAUUGUAAAACCUAUAUAAACCUGUGAUGAUUAGUUUAAGUAUAGGUUUAUAAUUUUAAUUAACGUUCCGCCAUAAUCAACAUUGUUCAAAUUUGAUUAAAUCCUAGAUUACAUGAGAAUUUGGUUUUGAGUUUGUUUGUUUCUUUAAUUACUGAAAUUUGUAUUUAAAUUACAAGUAACAAAACAAUCAGGGUAAUAAAUAUUACGAUAUUUUUUUCUAAAGGCUCUUUAAAAAAAAUAGGAUAUUCAUUACUUUUUUGUAAAAGACUUUGAUUUGGUGAUAUCACUUGUAAGAUUUGAUUCGAGUCGUGACUGUGUUAUUCUAUAAAUAUACUAAGUUAGACUUGUGGAAAAAUUA